CAUGCCUUCCACAGAAUCCACACCACACUACCUAUUCUCUCAUUUCUUCGGUGUUGGCCGAUUGUUCCAGACUUGAACUUUUGCCUCUUUUUUCUUUUCGCGACUGCACAUUCUCCCGUCACUCGCGUUGAAUAAAUAAUCAAUAAAUCGCAAUAUCUGCGUAUUCGGUGCGAACCUACAGACCUCAUCACUCAUCAGUGCGAAUUACCAAAUCAUUUCAACAUGGGUGGCCAAAACAGAGAAGGCGGCAAGAUCAAGCCCCUAAAGGCUCCCAAGAAGCAGGCGAAGGACCUCGACGAGGAUGACAAGGCAUAUCUCGAGAAGAAGAAGGCCGACGAAAAGGCACGCGCUGAAAUGGCCAAGAAGGCUGGCGGAAAGGGACCGUUGAACUCGGGCGCACAAGGCAUCAAGAGAAGCGGCAAGAAAUAAACUACUGGAUACCUGAUACUCUACGAUAACGAAGUCACGGCGCUGAGAAUAUGGGUGCAUGCAGCAUAGGCGCUUGAGGAUAAAUAUGACUCAUGGGAUUAUUUUUGCGGCAACGAUAACUCAAUAUAUUUUACGUGCCGCCUAUUGUAUGUCAUUGAGACAACAUGCAAAAGGCUGUGAUGUAGAUGUUGUUGAUGUCGAUAGUGAAGAUGUCGUGAAUUUCAUGGUUGGAUAUUUUAUUGUUCAUGUUAACUUGUAUUAACUUAUAUAUAAUAGCGCUAAAUGCCCGCCUAGGGAUUAGUCCAGGGUAGUCGCCAUGUGAAAAUCAGCUGCUAAACCGA
Hypoxylon fragiforme is the source of this 770-nucleotide messenger RNA. Its product is annotated as translation machinery associated TMA7. Bases 223 to 429 code for a protein of 68 amino acids. The record is from RefSeq and is a predicted model, not a curated record. The transcript is spliced from 4 exons. NCBI's taxonomy places the organism in Eukaryota, Fungi, Ascomycota, Sordariomycetes, Xylariales, Hypoxylaceae.